CGAGUUUGUAUUUCGUUUGGUGAGGUUUGUUUUUGUGACCCACACGUCGAGCUGAGAAAAAUUAUUGUGUGUGUUGUCAGCCCUUGUGCUGUGCUGUGUGUGUCGUCGUCCCCACUGUGCUCUGCUGCUGUCGACGUGUCUCUCGAUUCGGGCGCCGUGCGUGUCUCUCACACAACAGCUUAAAUACAAAACUGGCAAAACAAUUGUGAAUUUAUAUAUAUUUUCGAGCGAAAUCAAUUUAAAUCGCUAAAAAUCAAAUAGCAAAAUCCACUUGGCGCAGCCCAAAAUAUAAGAAAAUCAAGCAAAGUGCGUGUGUGUGUCGGAUGUGUGCGUGUGUGUGUGAGUGUAUUUGGAAUGUGUUUGUUUCACACACCGCAGCGUGUUAACAACGCAAAUUGCUCUCAAUAUUAUUCAACAUUUUCGAUUGUUUGUUGAUCUCGCCCCAGCAAAACUUACACUAUUCUCCAGCAGCAAUAACAACAAAUUGUCAAAUAUUAAAAUUGUGUGAAUAUUUACUGAAAAACAAAAAAAAAAAUUUUUUUUCCAACUCGGUUACGGAAUUUUUGUGUCGCGUUUCAUUGCCAGCAUGUCUCUUGAGCGCGCACUCUCUUGAUGUCGCUUGGCUCUCUCACUCUCCGUGUCUCUUCGUUGCUUUGGCGCUCUCGUGUCGCUUUGCCGCGUCGCGUCGGCCGCGUUUCAUAAUCCAAUUGCCGUCCCUCGUUUCGUUUCGUUUUGUGGUCGGUCUUCCUACGUUGCGUUAUCGCCCGAGCUUCGCGUAUCUUUAUUUAUAUUUUGUUUCGUUUCCAUUUCGUUUCGCAUUCGCGCCUUGUAAUAUUUUAGUGUGGCUAGUGCCCACACCCCCCACUCCCCCCUUUGGGCGCUCUUGUCUUCGACUCAAAGCUGCUUCCUCCUUCAUAUAAAACACGCCCGAUUCGAGUUUUUCUACAAAAACUAAUCUUUUGUUUUUGAUUUCCUCCAACUUUGUUUUAUUUUGAUCUACAGUUCUAACUUCUACGACACAAGUACUAUAUCAUUUCAUGGAAGAAUUCCAUACAAAAAUAAAAUACUAUAUGUUUUCACAAGUAAAUAAAAAUAAAAUAAACAACAACAACAAAUAUAUCUCAAGUUUGCCUUGAAAAUACAAAAAAAAAGUAUAAUAAAAGUAAAAAAUAUUCAAUAAAAAUAUAAUAAAAUCAAUAUAGCUACCAUAUAGAGCAAUCCACAUAUAUUUAUACACGCAACGGUUUCACUUUGCAAAUUAUAUACAACAACAACAACAAAAUUUACAAGCAUCAUUAUAAACAAUAUUGAUUGUUAGGCCAAUUGUUGCCUAGUGCAAAAAAAAAAAAAAAUUAAUUAGAUAAUUGAUUAAUUAUAAAAUAAAUACAAAAUAAUACAACAAAAAAAAUGCAGCUAAACUCAAUAAACUUGGAUUAUAACGCAUUUUACGAUUGAUUGAAUUUGAAUCUAAAAAAAGUGUGUGUUUCAUUUACGUCUUGAAGCAAGUUGUUAUGUAUAGCCCCCGAGUUAGACAUCAAAUCAACGACAAGCAACAUUAACAACAACAACAACUACAACAAUAGGAGCAGCAGCAUCAUCAACAGCUACAACAACAACAACAACGGGCACAUCUAACGCUGCAGCUAACAGAUGAGCCCCAACAACAGAUGUCAAUUGCUGCAGCCGAAAAUGCAGGGCUUAGCCCAGGUGACUUACCAGAUCAUUGGGCCUCAGGUACAGCAACAACAAACGGAGCAGCAACAGCCUCAAGUAGCAAGCACAGCAGCAGCAGCAGCAACAGCAGCAGCAACAACAACAUCAACAACAGCGGCAACUCUGGUUGCAAUCUGCCGCGCUCGUCGCCGGCCGCUGCGACCGCAGCAGUUACAAUCCCGGCCGCUGGCGGUAGCGUGGUAAGCGGACAGGGAGCGGGAGCGGGAGGAGGAGCGCAACUGCAUCACGGUCUGACGCCCAAUACGCCGCAGCAACGAACGGCGGCAACACCAACGCCAGCAGCAGUUGCCGCCGCCGCCGCCGCAGCAGCAGCUGCCAACAAUCUGCUCACGCUGCAACAGCAACAGCAACAACAACUGCUCUACCAACAACAACAGCAACACCAACAACACCAACAACAUCAGCAACAUCAGCAGCAGCAGCUCGGCUCGCAUCAUUCGCAUCAGAGCAAAGCAGCGGCUGCAGCUGCUGCAACAGCGCACAUUGCAGCUGCGCUGCAGCGCUCGGCCGCCAUCAUGAAUGCGGUCGCUUCGCCGAUUCCAGCGAACGCGGCGACUUCGGCUCGCAAAAUUCGCCGCAAGACUGACACGAAAGUGAAUUUGCCGCAAUCACAGAUCAACAAAUGCAACAAUGAGAAGCGACGUCGGGAAAUGGAAAAUAAUUACAUCGAGCAGCUCUCGGAGUUUCUGCAGCUCAACAAACGUGGGGAUAUGACAUCAACGAAACCGGAUAAGGCGGCAAUAUUAAAUCAAGUGGUUCGAACGUAUCGUGAUAUUUGUGACAAAGGCCAAAGCCGUGAUAUAUCCUCAACAUCAACCAACAACAACUCCACGACAACGACCAACAACAAUAAUAACAACAAUAACAAUAACAACAACAAUAAUAACAACAAUAACAACACAAGCAACAAACCACAAGCAACCUCAACACGCUGCUCUCGCUGCGCCACAGACAACUGUUCGAUACACCCUGUGCAACAGGGUGAAGUAUCUUCAACAGAGCCACCGCUGCCCGAACCUUCGCUACUCAACGGUCAAGUGCCGGAGAUUUCCGCCUAUUUCGAGGCACUCGAGCACUACAUUAGCUCGGUUGGUUGGGUGCUGCUUCAAGUGAACGCGAACGGCAUCAUUGAAUCCUGUACGCAGAACAUACGCGAACUGAUUGGCUAUGAGAAGCAGGAGCUGUACCACCAGCCCCUCUACAUGUACCUGUAUUCGGGGGAUCACGCCAAACUGGAGCCGAUCAUAAACAACAUGUACAGCACUAGUGGAGGAGGCGGUGGAGGAUCAGGAGCAGGACCUGGUGGAGGAGGAGCAGGUGGUAGUUCAGGGGGCGCAGGAGCUGGAGGAGCUUGGGGCGAUCUCGACGAGCUGAACAAUGGCAACGCCUCACAGCAAUCGGCAGGCUCCAAUUCCAGCUCGAGUGGCGGCAACGGUGGUGGAGGAGGAGGCAGUGGCAGUGGGGCAGGCAAAUCGAAGCGCAGCAUAUCGACCAAGGUGCGCAUGCUAGUCAAGGAUACGCGCCCAGCGACACAGACGUCCUCCAAUUGCGAUGGCAUGGAUACCAAACCGUUGCGUCCGUCAGGACAGCAGGAUAAAUACGAAGAAGUUGUCUUGAUCGCGGCGCCAGUGAAAGAUGAUGCCGAUGCGAGCAGCUCGGUGCUCUGUCUGAUCACGCGACCCGAAGACGAGUCGCCGCUGGAGAUCAACAUGCAGCAGCAUGUGCAGCAGCAGCCCAUCGAGCAAAUGACAUUCAAACUGGACAUGCACGGCAAAAUACUCAGCCUGGACUCGACUGCACUGCGUGAGCCGUUCAAGCAGCAUCUGCAGACGUGGAUCGGUCGCUUGUGGCAGGAUCUGUGUCAUCCACACGAUCUAUCCAUGCUCAAGUCACAUCUCCGCGACAUUCAGGAGUCGGCCUCGGUCCAUUCGCCUGGCAGUUCGGGCGGCGGUCCCGUGCACAAUGCACCCAUAUCGAAUGUUAUAUCACGUCCAUUUCGUUUGCGUCUCGGCGCUCCCGAUGUCUAUGUGCAUGUGAAGGCCAAUUCGAGACUGUUCCUCAACCAAAACCCCGGCGAGAGCGAUUUCAUCAUGUCCGUGCAGACGCUGCUCAACUCGGAGAACGACAUGAACAGCAACAACACCGGAUCCGGUUCAGGAACGGGCUCAGGUGGUUUGGGUUUAAGCCAAAUAUGCGCCAUGUCGCCGGGUGCCUCGUUGGCCAGCUCACUGGUUAGCACACUUUCCAUGGAGGCGCUGGGACACAGCUCCACAUCCGCGGCUAGUGCCAGCUUACUGCCAACCCAUUUGCUGGGCGGCCUGGUCGGUGGCGGACAACACAACAACAGCAACAAUAAUGGCGGAAGCGGCAGCAGCAACAGCACGCAAACGACCAAUGUCGGUGGUCCGCUGAUGAGUUCGGCGAUCAUCAAUGGCAGCGGCAUGCAACAGCGCCUGGGCAACGCCAGUGGCUCGGCCUCGGCAUCAAAUUCCUCGGCUGCCACAUUGGUUAAUGCCUUCACCGCAUCGCCGGCUCAUGUGGAGCACUCGUUCUAUGGCAGCGAUGCCUUCGAGUUUGAUAUUGCACAUUCCUCAUUCGACAUGGAUCCCAGCGGCGGUGGCGUCGGCGCCUGGACCGAUUCGCGUCCCAAUUCGCGGGCAUCCGUUGCCACACCGGUCAGCACGCCGCGUCCGCCGUCGGGACACGGCUUUAGUCCGGCUGUUUGCGCUUCGCCAGCGACGCCGUAUCAGCUGUCCUCACAGUCGGCGGCCAGUUUGCCCUCGCCACAGUCAAAUGCCAGCGCCGGCGCUGGCGGUAACUAUGGUUUCAACUUUCAAUCCUACGACCCGGCGGACAGCAAGCCCGACAAGGAGCAACUACAGCAGCAGCAACAGGUCGGAAACAAUGCCAACAGCAACAACAACAAUGCAUUGAUGGGUGGCAGUCUGCCAAAUGGCGUCGGAGUCGGAGUUGGUGGCGGCAUGGGCGGACUACUGAUGGGUCAGCAACAGCAGACGCCACCGCAACAGGAAUCGUCGGAGAGACUACGCCAUCUGCUCACUAAGACGCAGAGCCUAGCAAGCGGACAAGGCGGCAGCGGUUUAGGCGAGGAGGAAAAGUACUUCAAGCAGGAAUGCAACGAGGAUGAGAAACUGAAAAUGGGACCAGUCGGUAGCGGAGGAGCUGGGGCUCCAGCAAGCAGCAGCUUCAAAAUGGGCGGCCAACCGGGUCCGAUGGGAAUGUUUGGGCAACUCGGACGCGGGGGCGCAGCAAAUGCCAAUGCGCUAUUGCAGAAGGCGGGCAACUCACAGAAUCCCAUGCUGCUCAAGCUGCUAAACGAGAAGAGUGAGGACGACGAUGGCAGCGGUGGAGCCGGCACUGGAGGAGGUCCGGGCGGUGUCGUUACGAAUGCACGACAGAGCGAGCUAAUGCGCCAACUGCAGAAGGACGAUGGCGGCAAUCAUGGUCCUGGACAUGGCAUGAUGGGCGGUGGAAGCGGUGGCGGUGGCCCUGGUGGAGGAGGGGGCAACAUGAGCAACGAGGAUCUCAAGCGCAUGCUGAAAAUACAAAGUGACCCAGCGAUGAGUCGCAAGCGUUCGCUCAACGAGCCCGAUGAUGAUAUUUCCGCCAAGCGUUCCGAGGAUAAGCCCAGCAAACUGUGCUCACAGAACAAAAUGUUGGCGAAACUGUUGCAGAAUCCACCCAAGUUGCCCAAGGCACCAAACCCCGAGCAACUGUUGAAGGUGAAAACAUUGCCGGACAUUACCAGCUCGACGGUCAACAGUGUGAGCAGCUCGCUGGCAGCGCCAGGUAAUCUGAUUAGUGCCGGCAGCACAGGACCCAAAGCGGCGGCAGCAGCAGCUUCGAAUCGAGCACGCAAACUGCAGCAGCAACAGCAGCAGCAACAACAACAGCAGCAGCAGCAGCAACAACAGUUGCAACAGCAACAGCAAUCGACUGCAGUUCAGCAGCAGCAGCAGCUGCAAAACGAUGUCUACCUCAGUCAGCAGCAGCUGGCAUACCAGCAACAACAACAGCAGCAGCAGCAACAACAGCAGCACCAACAACAACAGCAGCAGCAACAUCAACUGGCGACCACAGGAACUACCUCAAUUACCAUAGCGGCCUCGACCUCAGCAGCUGCAGCGGCAGCAGCUGCCGACUCGGAGUUGUCCAAGUUGCUGGACAGCGUGAUGGAAUAUUAUACGGAUGAUACGCCCAUUGUGAAUGCAGCACCCUCAGAGGCUUCGGCAAUCAGCGAUAUACAGAAAUCGCUGAUGGAUGUUGAAUCUGCCAGCUUUGGGCAUGUGAUGAACUCGCAUUUGCUCAUGUCCCAGCAGCAGCAGCAACAACAACAGCAGCAACAGCAGCAGCAGUUGCUGGUGCAACAACAAGUGCAACAGCAUCAGCAGCAACAACAGCAGCAGCAGCAACAACAACGGCAGCAACACUUGCAGCCACCAGCCUAUCCCAGCAUGCUCAAUCUGCAUCAGCAUCAACAACAGCAACAGCAGAGUCAGCAGCUACCACAGCAUUUAAUGCGCCAACUGGAGGCGACGCGUAAUCAGGGCUUUCAACGUCCACCGCCCAUGUAUCCGGUGCGUGGACGCGGCCCAAUGAAUGCGGUGGCCACGGCCAGCGGUGGCGUUGUGUUGCCCAAUCAGCAGAUGCGCAACAUGCGCCAACAGCAGCAGCAACAACAGCUGGCAGCACAGCAGAAGGAGCGACUGCUGCAGCAGCAACAGAAGCAGCAGCUGCUUGUGCCCGAGAAUGCCACUGGCAUCAAUGCGGGCAUCAAUAACAUUGGCUCGCUGCUGAACACGACGGUGGCGCCAAAUGUGUCGCUCUCGCGCACAAAUCUGCCAGCGGAUGCGCAGCUAAGUCCGAACUUUGCACAAACCCUGAUGCAGCAACAGCUCAGUCCCGGACGCAGUGCGCCUUACAGUCCCCAGCCGAGUCAAGGCUAUGCUCCGCAAUUUGGGCAAAGUGCGCAGCGUUUGUCGCCGCAACAGCAGCAACAAAAUCCGCAGCAGCAACAGCAGCAGUUGGCUUAUCUGCAACAGCAGCAAGCAGGCGAUGGCGGGCGCUCUAAUACGCCAUUUGCCAGUGGCUCGGGACUGCAAUCGCCUGGCAUGCAGAACAGUCCACAGCAAUGGCCCUCGGCGGGCGUUGGCGGUGGCAACGGUGGACCUGGGGGACCAGGUGUGGCUGUCGGUGGACCAGGUGGACCGCUGCCGUCAGGCAAUGCGGGACGCUCACUGCAGCAGCACAAUAACCCCUUGCUCAUUGCGCAGCUGCAGCAGAAUAAUGCCCGACAGCAGUACCAGCAAAAUCAGCGACGUGGCCUAAACUCCCCCGGCGCUGUGGGACCCGUGGGCAACAAUGCAGCAGCCUUGCAGAGGCAGAACUCCUUCCAUGCGCAAGGUGGAGCCACAACACCCGAUGGCAGUUCCGGACCGGGAGGCGGACCCUUCGGUGGUAGCGGUCCUCAGUCGCCCUACGGCGGCGCUCCGACGAAUGCGUUCCAGCAGCAGCAACUGCAACAACUGCAGCGUCUGCAGCGGCAGGGCAGCGUGCCACAGGCCACACAGCAUUUACCAGGCUCAACGCGCUUCGGUUUAUCGCCGGGCAAUAACAACAACAACAACGGCAACAGCAGCGGCAACAACAACCACAACAGCCACAAUGAGAAUUCCGCCGCCGCCAAUCAACAGCAGCAACAUCAGCAGCAGCAACAACACCAGCAACAACAACAACAGCAGCAGCAACAGCUGAUGAACGGCAUGAGCAUGUCGCCCCAUCCGGCCAUGAUGGGUGUGGGAGGAAUGGGCAGUGGCGGCGGCAAUGGCAUCAUAGGGCUGGGCGGUGGCGGUGGUGGAGGCGGUGGCUAUGCGGCCUUAGCUGCCUACGGUCAAACAGCGGCGGCGGCGAAUGAUUUCUAUGGUCGAGUGCAGACCGCUGGCAAUAAUGUUGGCGUUGGCGGAGCUGGUGGCAAUGCCAAUUCGGAGUUUGUCAAGCAGGAAUUGCGAGCUGUGGUCAGUGUUCGUGCCCAGCAAGCGGCGGCGGCGGCCACGGGAGGAGGCGUGAGUGGAGGAAAUGUGGCGCAACGCGGCCAGACGCCGCAGAGUCCGUUGCAGCAGGGACCAAUGAUCGGUGGCGGCAAUAGUACAAAUGCGAUGGGCAAUGCCACGCCCGGUGGCAGCGUUAAUGCCGGCAAUCUUCACUUGCCGCCAGAUGAGAUAAUGGGAUUUAGCUUCGAGACGCCGGACUUCUACACCAGCAGCGCCUCCAGGUGACCCUAAGGCGUGUCCAGAUACUCAUCAAGCGAUCCGGAAAUCCAGAAAGAACAACAGCAAUGGCAAACAACAUUACAACUACUACGACAAACUGCUACAGCAAAUAGAUCAUUUCGAUAUCUUCUUCAAAACGCAUUUAUAACGUUGGCUCGCCCAAGUUUCUCUUUUUCUAAAAAAGAUGAAUACCAAUCAACAAUUUUGCCACACUUUCGUUCAACACACACAGCCACGCAGGCGUAAAAAAAAAACAUUAAGUAAUUAACAAAAAAAAAAUAUGAAAAAAUAAACAAAAAAAAAAUGAGAAGCGAACGCCUAGAAAUGCGUAAAAUAUAAAUGUAAAAUUCAAACCGAUAAAUAGCAGCACCUUUCAAUAAGCCAAAACGUUAAUACAAUUAAUAUAAAUCUAUAUAUAUAACAAAAAUAUAUAUAUAUAUGCAUAAAUAUAUUUAUUAUUAACACUAGCAAAUAUUAAUUGUAAUGCAUACAUAAAAGAAGAGAAAAAACAAAACGAGAUAAAUAUUAAAUAACAGACACGCUAUAGUUAAAUAUUUUGAAAUGCUGCUAAACAUUAUACAACAAAAGUAAAACAAAACAAAGCAAAGCAAACAUAUUUAUUACGUAUAAAGCAUAGGCUAAGAUGCUAUAUAUAUAGUAUAUAAAUAUAUAUAUAUAUAUACAAAAUCACACACGUACACGUAUGUAUAUCUUUAUGCAUAUACAUAUAUGUAUAACGUUUCAAGCUGUUGUUUAAUAUAUUGAUAUUUGUAUAACUAACAAAAGUAAAACUCUAUAUAUAUUUAUAUAUAGACAUGAGAAUGGCAGCAGUUUGAUAGGCUUUAAAUUUAAUUAGUUUUAAUUACAACAAAAAUAACAAAAUGUAUACAAUUUGAACGAACUAUAAAAUGUAACACACACACACACACACAUACACAUACACAUACACUCACACGAACAUAUACCACACCACCCACACCCACAUUAAACAAAAAUACAUCUAGCAUAUAUUAAAUAUAUGUACGCAUAACUACAAUUUAGUGUUGAAUUUUUUUCAGUGUGAUAAUUUGUUAAAUUUUAUAUUAUUUGUUGCUCUUGAGCGUGUCCUUACCCCCAUACAUAAUAUGAUUUCCAAAAGUUUAAAUUUCUUUUAACUACUAUAUAUGCUUUUAAUGCGAAUGCAAAUUGCUAAAUCACAAAAACAACCAAACAAUCGAUGAACUCAAUUAGUUGAAAUUGGAAUGCGAGCGAUUUGCUUAGUUAUGUACAACAAUAUGUAUUGUACAAUAAUAAUUACUAUUUGUUAUGCCGCUCUGUAACGUUGUAACUAUAUAUAUAUAUAUAUAUAUAUAUUUGUACAUACACAUAUACAUAUACAAAUCUUUUAGCACACACAUACCUAUACUCUUUCUAAAUUCUAUUUCCGUUUCGAAAUUGUAAUUGAUAAUUUAGUUAAUGCUCUACACGUAAUUAUUUGAUAAUGUUUAUGUUCUAACAUAUAACAAGCAACAUGAAAAGCAAACACUGAGCAGUCAUGUCAGUGUCUAUGUGAAGGCUAUUUUACAGGUUUUUGUUUAAACUAAUUUGUAACACAGUUUUAUUGAGAUAAUAUUAAUACUUCUUUUAUACACAUUAUACACACACACACACACACAGUACAUUAUGUAGGAUAUUACAAUUCAAUUCAAUUCAAAUUCAACUGCAACGUUUGACGAGAACAAACAGCAACAAAUGAAAUCACAAUUUGUUUGCGACAGAAAAAGGCGACAAAAAAAAUAAAAAAUAAAAUGUGGGAAAUGUUUCUCUUAUUUAUGUGUAGUUAUUUUUAUUAUUAUUCUUAUUAUUAUUCAUUUUUUGCUUUGUUUACGCAAAAAGCAUCUAUAAACUAUAAUAUGUAGUUGGGUUCAAUCGUUAUAAAUAUUAUUAUUAUUAUUAUUAUUU
This is a messenger RNA of Drosophila albomicans, 9965 nucleotides long. It is a transcript of the gene tai, whose product is annotated as neurogenic protein mastermind. Gene Ontology annotation, molecular function: nuclear receptor binding; protein dimerization activity. The transcript has 14 exons. Gene Ontology annotation, cellular component: nucleus. Gene Ontology annotation, biological process: cellular response to hormone stimulus; positive regulation of transcription by RNA polymerase II. Lineage: Eukaryota; Metazoa; Arthropoda; Insecta; Diptera; Drosophilidae. Bases 1668 to 8030 code for a protein of 2120 amino acids. The record is from RefSeq and is a predicted model, not a curated record.